Molecule: messenger RNA, 924 nt
Organism: Diutina rugosa
Lineage: Eukaryota; Fungi; Ascomycota; Pichiomycetes; Serinales; Debaryomycetaceae
Exons: 1
Coding region: 1-924 (307 amino acids)
Biological process (GO): transport
Molecular function (GO): transmembrane transporter activity
Source: RefSeq, a predicted model, not a curated record
AUGAGUUUACCUGUGGUUGACAAGGAAGAGAAUAUUAUAGAUCUUGAGCUCGAGCACUCCAAGAAUGCACCGCCCAAAUACCUUGGGUUUGUUGCAGGUAUGUUUUCUGGGGUAAUGAAGAACGUUGUGGGGCAUCCAUUUGAUACCAUCAAGGUGAGGUUACAAACAGAUGAGGUGGGAAGAUUCAAGGGACCCAUGGACUGUGUGCUUCAAACUCUUCGUAAGGAAGGUGUUACGGGUCUUUAUAAAGGGUUCACACCCCCAUUGAUUGGUUGGGUUUUCAUGGAUUCCGUCAUGUUAGGAUCGCUACAUUUGUACAGGCGUCUUUUGAAAGAAAAUUUUUAUCAGAAUGACGAGAAGCUACCAUUGAGCGGUCACGUAAUUGCUGGGCUUGGGUCGGGUUGGACAGUGUCAUUUGUAGCUGCGCCAGUUGAACAAUUUAAAGCAAGACUUCAAGUUCAGUACGACGCGAAGACAAAAAUCUACAAUGGGCCUAUUGAUGUUGCCCGGAAAUUAUACCACACUUGCGGAAUCCGGGGCAUCUAUAGUGGGUUGUUUGCCACGAUGGUAUUCCGGACGAAUUUCAUUUUUUGGUGGGGGUCAUAUGAGUUAUUCACACAGUAUUUCGAAAACAACACAAACUUGCUGAAGCCGCUGAUUAACUUCUGGUCAGGAGGAUUGUCGGCCACUGUGUUUUGGAUAUUCGCUUACCCAGCAGACGUUGUUAAACAAACGAUUAUGACUGACAGUCCUAUUCGAAGUGAAAAGAAAUACCCCCGCUGGAUCGAUGCGGUCAACGCCAUUUACAAGGAAAAGGGACUCAUGGGAUUCACUCGUGGGUUUGUACCUUCGAUAUUGCGUUCAUUCCCAGCAAAUGCUGCAGCGUUGGCUGCUUUCGAAGCAGUGAUGAGGUUCUUACAUUAA